AUGCAACCCACCGCCCGGCGACUUGGCGCGCUCGGGCUCGUCCUCAUCAGCACUGACUACGCAUCCGGCCAUGUACCGUCACGCGCUGGCCGCGUCGCCUACGCCGGCGCGUCCACGUUCGUCGACUUUAAGCUCCAUGUGCCCAAAAAGCCUGCUACGACAACCACCGACGCUGACGUUGGUCCGCCAUCGCUGAACGACGCCAAAGACCCGGCCAUGGUCGCAUACAAGAGCGCGCUGCAAGCGUUCAAUUUGCGCACGGCGCAGCGACUGCUGCAUUUGUGCUUGCAGAACGGCGGCGUCUUUACCAAGAUGGGCCAGCAGAUUGCAUCCAUGAACCAUGGCCUCCCGGCCGAGUACACGUCGACGCUGAGCCAGCUCCAGGACCAAGCGCGCCCCGUAUCCGGCGAGGAAGCGAAAGCGGCCAUCGUCGCCGAACUCGGCGCUCCAAUCGACGAGCUGUUCAGCGAAUUUGACGACACACCGAUUGCCGCUGCGUCGCUUGCGCAAGUGCACCGCGCGGUGACCAAGGACGGUGUCGAGGUCGCGGUCAAGGUGCAGUACCCGGCACUCGCGUUGCAGAUGGGCUCGGACCUCUGGAGCGUCGCACAAGCCAUUCGGGCCAUGAACUAUACGUGGGACAUUGACAUGUCGUGGCUCGUGCCCGAGAUGGAAACCGCACUCCACGCCGAGUUGAACUUUGACGCGGAGAAGCAAAAUAGUCGCAAAAUUGCGCAUUUGUUCCAGAACAACCCGUUCGUGUACAUUCCCAAGGUGCUGGACGCGUACAGCACGACACGCGUCUUGACGAUGGAGUUUAUGCGCGGGGCCAAAGUCACCGACACGGACGCGAUCGAACGCAUGCACCUCCGUCCGCUCGUCGUCGCCAAGCACGUCUCGUCGCUUUUUGCCGAGAUGCUCUUUUGCUCGGGGUUUGUGCACUGCGACCCGCACCCGGGCAACCUCUUCGUGCGCCGCCACCCGAGCCUGCCCAACGAGGCGCAAAUCAUCCUUCUCGACCAUGGCCUCUACCGGCAGCUGGACGAAACCUUCCGCAUUACCUUUUGCGAACUGUGGAAAGGGCUGUUGCUGCGUGACGCGGCGCUCGUCGACGCGUGCAGCGACAAAUUCGGCAUCAAGCAAUACGCCAAGCUGCUCCCGCUCAUCUUUACCUACCGCGGCAUGCACAGCAACAACAAACUCGCGGGUCAAAUCUCGGCCGCCGACCGCGCCGCGAUCAUCCAAGAUCUUAAAGCGCUUGAGCGCGGCGACGUCACGGCGUUUCUAGAGACGCUGCCACGGGACAUGCUCUUUGUGUUGCGCUCGACCAACUUGACGCGCUCGCUCAACAAGGAGCUCGGCGGCUCGUCGCGCCAACGCUUUCACGUCUUUGGCAAGUACGCUAUGAAAGGCCUCGUCCAAGACCACGCCCAGCGCGACGCGGUGGCACCCAUGACGUGGCGCGAGACGUUCUGGUUUCAGGUCGAGUACGCCAACUUGAAGCUGCGCCUGCGAUUGAUUGACACCGCGAUGGGGCUCUACCAGCGCUACUACGGCAUUGACGUCGGGCCUGACAAGGCCACUGGCUAGCAUUUGCAGCAGACACGAUAUCGCCACGCAAUCGACACCUCAAGAUACGACAAGUAGAGGGUUGGAAAGGGCUCGAGCUUUCUUAAAUUGACAGCGAC
Messenger RNA from Saprolegnia parasitica CBS 223.65, 1688 nucleotides. RefSeq names its product atypical/ABC1/ABC1-B protein kinase. The record is from RefSeq and is a predicted model, not a curated record. The transcript is spliced from 9 exons. NCBI's taxonomy places the organism in Eukaryota, Oomycota, Saprolegniomycetes, Saprolegniales, Saprolegniaceae. Bases 1 to 1590 code for a protein of 529 amino acids.